AUGCUCAAUUUCAAUAUAACCGAACGAUUGAAGGAAAUAUGGUGCCGCACGAUCCUUCAGCGGUGUUUCGGACGUUUUUUACUGACGAAACUGACAAUGAAUGAUUGCUCAUUGAAUUUGGGAGAAGGGAAAUUGGAAAUGUGCAAUUUGUAUAUUAAUGUCGAGGAAGUCAAUAAAUUGCUUCCAAGCAGCUCACUGACGCUAGCCGACGGGUUUAUUGGCAAAAUCUCGAUGGCAAUUCCGUGGUCACAAUUGCUCGCCGAGACUUCUGACAUUCAGCUUGAGCAGCUUCAAUUGACCUUCUUCUCGAAAGAAUCGACAAGCACAAUCAGCAAAGAUGAAGCAAUCUCGCUUGUGAUGAGCUUUAUGGACAGUUUGAAGAUGCCCGAUGAGGAGAUGUCGAGCUCAUCCGAAGAAUCGAUCGAGUCAUUCUCGACGAUUAUCGACGUGAUCUGCUCGCGAAUCCGAAUUUUGCUCGUCGAUUCGAUUGUUCGCAUCGAGACACCGCCCACGGAUCAAUCGGUGAUGUUGUGGACGGCGUUGGAGGUUCAUUGCGAGACGGCCGAAUUUCUCGACGACACCAAUUUCGAGGAGAACUCGAGAUUGCGCAAAAAAAUCAUGAUCGAAGGUGUUUCGUUUUACACCGACAUCUUCUCGGACCUCACCAAAUCGAUGAGCUCGAGCAUUCAGGCUCAACGCGAGCUGCACAUGAGCGAGCAUGAUACGAGCAGCUCGAUAGACGCCAUCAACGCUGAAUUUUUUUCGCUUAUAUGCAAUGAAUCGACAAGCGCCGAAAUUCCCAGGAUCGAGCCGAAUUCGGUGAGAUUCGCGCGCAUCGCCGAGACGAUUCAAGUCGCCAUCGAGAUUUUCGAGGCGGACAACUCGCAAAAACGAUUUCGUGUUGAUAUUGAUGUGAAAACUAUUGAAAUUUUCGCCGCUGUUUCGCAAUUCGACAUUAUUCAAAGGUUUUUCGACACGUCUGCCGGCUUCAACGACCAUCAUUUUGCGGUGACGAUGGGCGAAAUUCGAAUUUCGAAAAACGGCGUCGACGAGACGCAAUUUUGCGUUGAAAUCGGCAAAUUGGAGAUUGUUGAGAAAUUGCGAAAAGAGCAAGGUUUUGAGCAGAUUUCGCUGUUGACGUCUUCAGAAGGCGUCAGAAUCUGCGUCGCGAAUGGUCCGACGAAAAUGACCAUCGAGAUUUUUGCGCGAAAUCUGACAAAAUCCGAAUUCGAUUUGACGCUUCUUCAACGAAUUCGCCUAAUUUCGCGAUCGACGCCGUUUUUUCGGCGAUUCUCGUCGAAAAAAUGCGAAAAAUCGGAAUUUCAAUGCAAACUUCGCGUCGAGACACUUCGAAUCGACGUGAGAACGCCGAAGCCGAAUGAGAUUGGCGCGAAAUUCGAGCGAAAAUUGCACAAUGAGCCGCUCUCGCUGGAAAUCGGCGAUCUUCACGUGAAUCUCGACGAUAAUUGUGAUGAAUUUGCGAUUUUUGGCGAAUUCGACGCAUGUUUGGUGAAAUUCGCCGAAAAUGAGCUAAUGUUGGCGAGGAAUCGUUCAAGAUUCUCGCUGAAAUCGCGACUCGUCGACAAAUUGCCGAAUGUCGAGCAAACUCGGCGGCCGUUUGCGAGCAAUGAGGACGACGAGUCGAUUGAUCGGAUUGACAUUUUGUGCGGACGUCGUCGUGAGCUCGACGAGUUCUCGACGAGCUGCGCUCGACGUUCGAGCGUCGUCGUCGAUUUGACGAUGCCUGACGUGCGAUGUCGCGUCGAAUCAUCGACGACGCUCGAAUUGCUCGCGAAUCGCCUCAACGAGACCGUCGUUUGGCUGCGACGAAGCGCGUUGUUCGCGUCGGCCAAUCGUCAACGAAUCGAGCGAUUCGCGCCGCACUCGUUGACGAUGUCGGUUGGCGUUCGUCAAUUUCUUGCGGUUUUCGAGGCGAACAAGCGAAUUCUUUUGCGUUUCGAUGACUCCAUAUUUGGCGCGACGAUCGGCUUUCACGCCGACGCGAAUCUUUCGUUCAUUCAUUUCUCGGCGCGACAAUCGCUUUUGACCACUGAUUCCCAUCAGUGUGUUGGUGUGACAUCGCCGGAAUUCGGGCGAAUCGCCGACGAGAUUCAUCUCGAAUCAUCGAAUGAGGGUGACGAGGAUUCGAUUGGGAUCGUCGUUCGACUAUUCAAGGAGAACGACGACGCUGAAAUGACAUCCCUCGUCGCCGUGAGUCUCAGAAGCUUAAUACUCCAUAUUAGGCCGAUCGAAUGUUGGGAGGAGCAUUGGACGAGAAGCCUCGGCGAUUUGCUCAAAAUUCAAAUCAACGAGAUUGCUGGUUAUGAGCCGGACCCGAUUACAUUCGAUUUUCGCGUUUGCCUUCAAAACUGCGCACUUCGUUAUGAGCAUAAGAAUUUGAGGCCGACGAGUGUCGAAGCGCUGGAAGCGCGAAUCGGAAUGCUCUAUUUAAGCGAUUCAUUGACGAAUGGGAUCAAUGCUCUUUGCCUUAUUAGGCAUGCGAAAUUGUGCAUAGGGCGGAUGGAAGAAGACCAGAUGAUUGAGAUCAUGGAUUCUGGAGAAGUUGAGUUGAAUUUUGAAUCCAUAUUAGGCCGAAAUGGAUCGAUGAGAUUGAUUUGUUCGACAGAAUUGAAUAUCAAAUGCUCGUUCUGCGCCGAUUCGCUGGCUUCGCUUCUCAACAUUCUCACGGAUUUCGGCGAAAUCGGCAAACAGAAGUGUCCGGAACUCAUGGAAACUAUUGAGUUGUCACCAACUAAAUUGAGUUUGCUCGAAGAAGCAUUGAGAGAAGUUGACGAGCAGGAUUCGCCGAAUCAGACCGCAAGCGAUGGCGAUUAUUCGAUUGUAUCGAUGGAUGAGUGCGAUGAACAAGUCGGAGAGGAAGAAUAUGAGCCGGCGUAUGUCAAUAUUCUUGUCGAUGAAAAUGAAAUUGAGAUGGACAUGGAAUUUUUGAGCAUCGAGAAUAUUCCAAAAGUUGAAGAGGAGCAGCCGAUUUGCAGCGUUUUUUUCAAAAACAUCAAUGUUAGCGCUGAGCUUUAUGGCGGUUUGGAUUUCGAAAGACGUCGUGAGAUUCAGAAUCUCAUCGUCGUCGAAAUUAAAAAGACCGAGCUCAGCUGGAAAUUGUUCGACGACGGUUUGACUCGAAUAUUUCUGAAUAUCGACGACUUCUACGCGCAGGAUUGCGUUGAGAAGAGCGACGAAGCGUUGCUGAUGACAACGUAUUCGAGCGAAGCAACUCCGCGGCGAACACACGAUCCGUCAUUUGCGGUGAAAUAUCAGGAGAAUGCCGAACGCGAGGGCAAACUGAUGCUCUCAUUGCAGCCGAUCAAAGUGAACUUGGAUCAGGACACGGCGGAAUUUUUGAGGGACUGGAUGGAGGAGCUCAAGCGUCGCAUCGAUGAGGCGCCGAAAUCGGCGUCGACCGAUGUCGGCGUCGUCAGAAGCGCGGACGUUUUCAUCAAAGAAUUGAUUUUCGCGCCGCCCACGAAAAUCUUCAUCAAUUAUCAAGGGAAGCGAAAAAUCAACGCGGAAGCGAAUGGAACGUUCAUCGGGGUCCUCAUGGGCUAUAGCAAUUUGAGCGAGAUUCCGAUCCAUCUGAAAGAGGUUGAGACGAAGAGGGGAUUUUUGGGAAUCGGCGAUUGUUUCAAGCACCUUGCACGCGAAUGGUCUCCGGGAUUCCGACCCGACGUCACUGCGGUGAUCACUAGCUGGAAACCGAUCAUUCCAAUUACCGAAAUUGGAAACGGCGUUUAUUAUAUAUUGAAGGCGUCGCUUGACGAGAUCCAUCGGCGCGAAAUCGACAAAAGCGUUCAGGACGGAGUUGCGCGAAUCGCGAACGCGGCGCGCGAUGGAAUAGUGACGAUAGUGAAGAGCGCUUCGGAUUUCGUCGUGAUGGCCUCGAUGAUGAAAAUGGUCGUUCUCAUCGCGCUGUUCGCCGUCCAAUCGUUUCAUUUCGCCAACGGCUGGCGAUUGUUCAACUCGAUUCUCGAGCUCAUCGAAUACACCAAAAUGCGAGCUAUCCCACGCGUCAAUAUCGAGCGAAUCUACGCGAUCCAAUCCGAUCUGCUGGGUAUUGUUGCCUGCGAGAUCUUCAUGGUCUUCCUAUUCUUCUUGAACGCCAGCCUAACCAUGAUGGUCCUUCUAUUCGGCAUGUCCCUACAAAAAAGCUCACUGGUCCUAACGAUCUCGCUUCUCGUCGUCGGCGUCGUCGUGCUCGGCCGUCGCGAGAUUCUCAAAACACUGACGACGACACUCGGCGACUCGAUGGCGUCGAUGAGCAAUCCGACGGUGUCGGCGCACUUCGCCAACGUGUUCGAGUGCUCGCUGAUUGAGAUGCCGUUGUGCUCGACGAUGUUCAUCAAAUCGCAGAUGCCGAUGAGCGUCCUCUACGGAUUCGGCUUUCUCACAAUCUUGGUCGCCUUCUAUAUCACAUUCAUUGCCAUUUUACGGGAUUGCGUGGGCAGCACUGAGAUCGACAUCGAGCCCAUCGACGUCCUUAUCGAAUUGCCCGACAGGAAAUAA
Molecule: messenger RNA, 4518 nt
Organism: Caenorhabditis bovis
Lineage: Eukaryota; Metazoa; Nematoda; Chromadorea; Rhabditida; Rhabditidae
Source: the annotation of a GenBank genome assembly